AUGACGACAGUGACGGAAGUCGCAAUUUCGCGCAUCGCCAAGGAUCCAACGAACAACGCUGAUGACAGUCCGUCAGAUUCGGAGAUGAAGCAGGCGCUGACCAGCAGGUCCACCCCGAAUUUGACGCACACCCUUCCCAGUCCGACGAUCCACCAUUCGUCAUCGGGUUCCGUGGGCGCCGAAGCCGACUUGCUUCGACUUCAAGGCGUGGACAGUUUUGUAAAUGAGUUUCAGUUCGCCAACGAUCUCCCCUCUCCUCGGCGGCGCUCAAAACAUCAUAAGAUAUCCGGUGUGUCGCCGAACAGUUUCGUCGAGAACGUCAUACAGAACAUUGGCAUCAUGCUGGCCGGCAUAGCGCUGGGCAACGGUGAAGCGGUCGAACCGGAAAUUUUGCCAUUCGAUACUCUGCAUUACGGAACUUUAACGUACGCCGAUUCCAGGGGUCACAUUGUGAACAGGCCUAACUGGAUUCACCUAUUCACGUCCAGUUCUCAUUCCGGAGUGAAGUCUAGUCACGGUUCGUCGUCCUCGCCAGCCGGCAGCGUCCGAAUGCAUCCCUUGGACCAGACAUGGCCAAGCGGCGUGUCGCGCGACUGUCGCUACCUGUCGUCAGUGGUAUGCCUUCAGAACCGGCAUCUGCAGCGCGCUCGACCCAACCGAUCCGUGUCUACUCCUCCCGCGGACAAAAGCACGCAGGAUAAACGUAAGCUUUUUUAGUA
Molecule: messenger RNA, 719 nt
Organism: Soboliphyme baturini
Lineage: Eukaryota; Metazoa; Nematoda; Enoplea; Dioctophymatida; Soboliphymatidae
Source: the annotation of a GenBank genome assembly